GUUUUCUUUCUUCACUUCAAACUUUCACUCUUUACAUGAAGAAGGCUCCGGCGAUCUAAAGCCCCAAUUGGUGCAAUGUCUGAUGUCACGUGAAAGGCCUGUGAGAACUUUACCGGUUACCCAGGGUACAUUAGAGCAAAACCUUACGUGGCCGUUUCUUUCCAUUACCCGCCUUAUCUCUUUUGUUUUCAUUUUGCUUCUAGGUUGAUCCUCAUCUUCCGUUUGAGUUUACUCAUGAAGGAAUGUUAGAACGAGUCAGUGCUUUGAUUCAGAAUCAGGAUUUCUGUUAUCAGAAUCAUUGGCCUCCUUUGAAAGCCUUGAUUCCCGUGAAGGGAGAAGCUGGAGAAUCGUGUAAAGAAGUUUGCCUCGCGAAAGGCAUGGUGUGUGAACCAGAGUUCUUUAAGAGCAUUAAUUCUCGUUCUGCAUUAGUCGAGAAUGGUUUUUCUUGUAACACAAGUCGUCUCGAUGAACUAGCCUCCCUGGUCGCCCCAGGUUUCCAAAGAGAGCCCAAGGCCUGUAUUGUUCAGACCCAGACCCUUCUGUUCAGUUGCACAGGAACGAGUCCAACAACCAUGCGCUUGUGUCCAUGCAGAAAAUUCAAGAAGGAACAGGUAGCUCUAUGGGAUGGCUACUGACACCUGCCAAUCAAAAUCUAAUCAAUCCGUAAUUUAUAUUAUGACUGUAGAGAGCAGACUUAUGACCUUUAAGAUGAUUUCCAGUCCGUACUGCGCAGUCUCCGCACCGUAAUGUUUAUAAACAUAAAAAAUCUCACUCGAUGGAACGCGAAUCGAUGUUACUCUUUACGAACCACGUGCCUUAUGUUGAGGCCUUUCAAAUCAUUUUCCCAACUGCUUCAUUGAUUUUUACAGCUGCAAAGUUGUUUCAUCAACUGAGAUGAGAAAGAACGAAACAUAAAGUUUCGCGUCCAUAAUGGCAGUUGACAUAAAACUUCAUUUAUUGAAUUGAAAUUACUUCAUGUAGGUAGUUGCGAAAUGUUCACAUUUUGUGACGUCAUACAAGAAACAAAACAAAAAACUUAGACAAACUCUCAAGAGUGCACAGUACGGACUGGAAAUCAUCUUUAAAAAGGGGGGAAUUUCUUGAAGUAAUAUAUUAAACACGAAACACCGUGGUUUACCCAGAAGAGAGUUGAAAAUACGACGCUUAACGAAGUAUUUUUGACGAACUUCGAACUGUUUGGAAAGGAUGUGUUCGAGGAGAAAACGGAGAAGUAACAUUGUAAAAUCUAUGCUUAUAGACCAAUUUCGAUAUAUUAAAAUUCAACCUAACACAAUAGACCUCAUCUCGAGGCUCUGGGGAAUAAACC
Messenger RNA from Orbicella faveolata, 1327 nucleotides. RefSeq names its product alpha-1,6-mannosylglycoprotein 6-beta-N-acetylglucosaminyltransferase A-like. The record is from RefSeq and is a predicted model, not a curated record. Gene Ontology annotation, molecular function: alpha-1,6-mannosylglycoprotein 6-beta-N-acetylglucosaminyltransferase activity. NCBI's taxonomy places the organism in Eukaryota, Metazoa, Cnidaria, Anthozoa, Scleractinia, Merulinidae. Gene Ontology annotation, cellular component: Golgi apparatus. Gene Ontology annotation, biological process: protein N-linked glycosylation.